Messenger RNA from Gambusia affinis (western mosquitofish), 3486 nucleotides. Its product is annotated as cyclic AMP-responsive element-binding protein 1-like. Gene Ontology annotation, molecular function: DNA-binding transcription factor activity, RNA polymerase II-specific; cAMP response element binding; protein binding. The coding region runs from base 327 to 1280 and encodes 317 amino acids. NCBI's taxonomy places the organism in Eukaryota, Metazoa, Chordata, Actinopteri, Cyprinodontiformes, Poeciliidae. Gene Ontology annotation, biological process: regulation of transcription by RNA polymerase II. Gene Ontology annotation, cellular component: ATF4-CREB1 transcription factor complex; nucleus. The transcript is spliced from 9 exons. The record is from RefSeq and is a predicted model, not a curated record.
CGGUUAUCUCCGUGUCGGCAUUUUCCGUAACCUUUCGGCUUCACCCGCCGAGCCUCGGAGCUUCUCGCCAGAGUUGAUCCUUUGCUGUCGUCGUCUGCCUCGUCCUCCUCUCCGUGUUGUUGUUCUCGGUGACGCGACGGAGGUGUAGCCUGACGCGGUCUCUUACGUGUCGGUCUGAAUAAAAGUGGAGCUCCGUAGACCCGGGAGUGACGAAGCGAGUCUGUGUUGCCAAAUUUCCGCACAGGGCCAACAAAGAGAUCAUGGCGGCGGCUGUUGCGGCGGCGGAGGCUCACAAAAUGAGUCAGUCUCUGCAGGCUGAGACAUAGAUGAAGAUGGAAGCCGGUUCAGAGGUGCAGCAGAGCGGUGAAGCAGCAGUCUCUGAGUCCGAGGCGCAGCAGAUCACCCUUGCCCAGGCGCCCAUCACAGCAGGCCAGGUGACGUCCAGCACCCCAGGGGUCACCAUUGUGCAGCUCCCCAACGGUCAGACGGUGCAGGUGCACGGCGUGAUCCAGGCGGCUCAGUCCUCCGUCAUCCAGUCGCCUCAGGUCCAGGCCGUUCAGAUCUCCACCGUGGAGAGCGAGGACUCCCAGGAGUCUGUGGACAGCGUCACGGAUUCCCAGAAGAGAAGAGAGAUUCUGUCCAGACGGCCGUCCUACAGGAAGAUUCUCAACGACCUGUCGUCCGACGCUCCCGCCGUGCCUCGCAUUGAGGAGGAGAAAUCUGAAGACGACUCGGGUCCAGCCAUCACCACAGUUACCAUGCCCACCCCCAUCUAUCAGACCAGCAGUGGGCAGUACAUCGCCAUCACGCAGGGCGGGGCCAUCCAGCUGGCCAGCAACGGCACCGACGGGGUCCAGGGCCUGCAGACCCUCACCAUGGCCAACGCCACCGCCUCGCAGCCCGGCACCACCAUCCUGCAGUACGCCCAGACCAGCGAUGGCCAGCAGAUCCUCGUCCCCAGCAACCAGGUCGUGGUUCAAGCUGCUUCCGGCGACGUCCAGGCCUAUCAGAUCCGGACAGCUCCAACCAGCACCAUCACGCCGGGUGUCGUCAUGACAGCGUCUCCCGCGCUGGGAACAGGAGGCGGCACAGAGGAAGUCACACGGAAAAGGGAGGUCCGGCUAAUGAAAAACAGAGAGGCAGCCCGGGAGUGUCGCAGGAAGAAGAAGGAGUACGUGAAGUGUUUGGAGAACCGUGUGGCCGUACUGGAGAACCAGAACAAAACCCUCAUCGAGGAACUCAAAGCCCUCAAAGACUUGUACUGCCACAAAUCAGAGUAGAGCCCCUCCCCCCAACCCCCCACCUCCAUGUACAGAGACUCUGCUCAGAGCCGCACCCGGAAGCCACCACUCCUUUUCUACGUUUCCUGCUUUCUUACAAAAAAAAAAAAAACAAACAAAAAAACUGAUGAUAAAUCUGACAGUGGGAAUUACUGAGACAUAAAACACACCUGUCCCUCUUUACGCCUCGCUUUUCCUUCAUAAGAGGACAGUGAGCGUCAUGGAAACCAUUCCAGUCACUUGGGCCCAAUCAAGCUGGGCUGAAUCACCAGCAAAGAGGAAGUGACAUCAACCACCUCCCAAAAGGCCGGUCGCUUGAUAACUCAGAGGUUACGUUUCUAUUCCUAACUUGCAUUAAUCUGUUACCUAAUCACGCUAUGAACUGUAGGUGGGCCGUUUUAUCUCUGACUUGUAUUUUGUUUAUUCUCAAUUUAUUUGCUUCUGUGACGCCAUAUGUAUAUUUUUUUUUUACAUAUCCCUUUUUAGGACAAACAGCUAAAUAUGAACUGUAAAAUGCAGCUUUAAAAGUACAGUAUUGAACUUGGGAAACAUUUGAGACACCAUUUGUCUUAUUUUUUCCCCCCCUUUUUUUUCUAGAAGAUAAAAAUAUUGCUAAAUCAUUUUGAUGAUAACGUAAUGGUUUCUCUGGUUUUUGGUGUUUUUUUUUUGUUUUGUUUUUAUUAACAGUGAAUGUAAAAAAACUGUCAUGAAAAUUUAUUUUUAAAGCUAAUUUUACUUCUUUUUUUUUUACAGAAACACAUUUUGCAGCAAAAAUGAGUAUGUGCAUAUAUUAAAGCAAAAAGUACAUCUGUAAAUUAGAAAGGUUUUUUUGUGUAUUAUGACAUAAUAGGCAGGGCUUUUAUUUUAUCAGGUUAAAAAUGUUAUUUAAAUCUAACCUACUUUGAAAAAGUCAGAAUUUAAUGCAGAAAAAUGGAUUAUCAAUGUGGAAAACUGAAAUAUAGCCCAAUGAACGUUCAGACAGGUGACCUCGCAUGUCACAGGCCCAAAUCAUCACCCCCCCACCACCGUGCUUAACACUUGGCGUACUUGGUUUUUAACUCUCAACUUUUGAAAUUGGGCCAUAACUUUGAGAAAUUUAAACAUAUAAACAUAUGACUAUUAGGGCCAGUCUAAGAGAAUACUUUUUUUAAUUGCAAGAAUAAGCUUAUAUUAUGAGAAUAGACACAAUUGUACUAGAAGAAAUUCAUAGAAUUACAAGAAAAAUCAUUUUUAGUUAAGAUCUAAUGUGACCAUUGUGACAAGUUGUUUGUCCCCCCCCCUCUUCAAAGUAGACUGUUCAAAGUCCUGCUCAUAAUAGUUUUAUGCUGUUUAAAUUGAUGUAAUUUGUUAAAAAAGAUACCAAAGUAUAAUUACACAAAAUCCUCAACAUUCCUCGUUUUAAUACAUUAUAUUCCAUGUAGUUUUGAAAUUAGCGUCAUCCUGCUAUUACUUUAUUACCUUUAUUCUCAGUUCCUUUCUUGUAAUUAAAAUGAUUUUUUUUACUUAUUCUGGUCUUAACAGUCUGUAUAAAUACUAUUAGAACCUGGUAAAAAAAAAAAAAAACUGAAGAUUUCUACUUCUAUUCAUCGUAACUUUAUUUGUAAGCUCACUGGAUGAACAGAUUGCUUGUUUUAUAAUGUACAAUAUGCCUGGUUCCAUAUUUGGACAGUUUUGGGAGGGAAGACGAGUCUCUGCAGUUGAACGUUCCAUUUUUAUCCUCAACAGGAACUUCUUUUUUUUUUUUUUUUUUAUAAAGACCCCCCCCACACACGUCUCCCCCUCUCACCUGAGGAGUCUGUAAGACAACAAGCACUUUCCUUGCUUUUACAAUCCUGAGACAUUUCAAAAAAGUAAAAAAAUAAAAUUAAAAAACCCCGAAAGGCUCAGAGCUAACUGCUCCCUGAACCGAACGCAGACGGGUGUUUGGUUAAAGACGGGAUUUGUUCCAAAUUUCACGAAACCCUGAAAACGCAAAGCAAAGUGAGACCAAAUCAGAACAAAGCUGUUAUUUUCAUGAAACAGAAUGCCAUAUUGUACUCUUAUGUAUGGUCAUAAAUUGGUAUGCUUUUUUUUUAAUGCUGCUUUUUAAUUUUUUUUUUAUUCACAUUUUCUAAAUGUCAACAUUAACAUGUAUAACAGUGCAUUUAUGUUAGAGCCAUAUAAAUGAGAGUUUUGGCAGCUGAAAAUAAACGUGUUCUUGCUCCUU